UAUUGGUAGCCGAACAAGCGAAACAAUCCAAUUAAAUAUUUCAUAGUUUAUUUAUAGAAUGGGAUAGUCUGUUUUUUGUUUAAAUAUUGAAACUACAGGUAGAGCCGAUUCAAAACGGGAUCUUCUACUAUACCUUCGAGCAUCUACCUAUUUUUAUUUUUUUUAUUUUAAACUUUAUUGCACAAGAACAAGUACAAAAGGCGGACUUAAUGCCUUGAGGCAUUCUCUACCAGUCAACCACUGGGCCAAACAGAACCUAUGUAUCUAUAACAAAAUUUUGAGCGUAUCAAAAGUGGAGUGUAAUAUAUAUAAACUUUUGCUUUCCAUUGAUUCUACUCAGUUAUUGGUUUUUCAAACAAUAAACAUGAUUUUUGUAUUGCUAGCAUUAGUGGCAAUUCUUGUGUACUAUUUCGGUACUCGGAACCACCACUACUGGGCCAAGAGGAACGUCAAGCACGACCCGCCCGUGUUCCUGUUCGGAAACAACUUCAAGGGCUUUUUCGGGCGGCAAAGCUUUACAGAGGUAGCCAACGACUUAUACAACCGGUUCCCUAACGAGAAAGUUGUCGGAUACUAUAGAGGAUCGACUCCGGAGCUGUACAUAAGAGACCCAGAUAUAGUAAGGAAUAUAUUAAGCAAUGACUUUGCAUAUUUCUAUCCACGGGGUCUCGGAAGGAAUCCGGAGGUGGAGCCGUUGCUGUCGAAUCUGUUCCACGCAGACGGCGACCUGUGGAAGCUGAUGCGGCAGCGGCUCACGCCGGCGUUCACCACCGCGCGGCUGAAGGCGAUGUUCCCGCUGGUGGUGCGGUGCGCGGAGCGGCUGCAGGGCGUGGCGCGCGCGGCCGCGGCCCGCCCCGGUGCCUGCGACGCGCGCGAGCUCAUGGCGCGUUUCACUACCGAGUUCAUCGGUGCCUGCGGUUUCGGCGUCGAGACCAACUCCCUUGGGUACGAAGACUCCCACUUCAGAAAGAUCGGCAGACUCAUAUUUUCCAGGCCGCUCUCGGUCAUAAUAAAGCACAUGAUCUGGGAACUUUUCCCUCCGCUAAGAUCCUACAUUCAUGUACUUGACCGGAAACUAGAAGACGCUCUUUUCAGUUUCGUCAAGAAUAUAAGAGAAGUUAGACAGUGCAAGCCCUCCGGCCGCCAUGAUUUCAUAGACCUGCUCCUUGAAUUAGAAGGCAAGGGAAAGAUCGUAGGAGAAUCAAUUGAGCACCACAACCCAGACGGUAUACCUGCUGUGACUGUGGACAUGGAAAUGGAUUUGAAAAUGAUGGCGGCCCAAGUGUUCGUAUUCUUCGCCGCGGGGUUUGAGACGUCCUCGUCAGCCACAAGUUAUACUUUGCACCAGCUCGCAUUUAAUCCUGAAUUACAAUUAAAAAUUCAAUUGGAGAUUGAUGAAGUGCUUCGGAAAUAUGAUAAUAAGUUGUGCUACUACGCCGUGGCGGAGAUGACGCUGUUGAGCAUGGCUUUCAAGGAGGCGAUGAGGAUAUUUCCGUCUCUGGGCGUGUUGAACCGCGUGUGUGCUCGACCUUACAUUUUCCCUGAGAUAGGGCUGACCGUGGAUCCCGGAGUGAGGAUCGUAAUCCCGUUGGAAGCGCUGCAGAACGAUGAGAAAUACUUCGACAACCCGCAAAAGUUUCGGCCAGAGCGAUUUAGACCUGAAGAAGUAAAGAAGCGACAUAAAUAUGUGUAUUUGCCCUUCGGUGAUGGACCCCGAGCAUGCAUAGGAUCGAGACUGGGCGAGAUGCAGUCGCUGGCCGGGCUGGCAGCGGUCCUGCAGGCAUGCAGCGUCGCACCGGCUUCGACCACAAAGCGGGUGCCGCGGGUGGACUCGCGGUCUAACAUCGUGCAGGCUGUGAAGGGAGGCCUACCGCUACAGCUUACUGUUAGGGAUCAAUGAGUCGGAAUCAAAAUUGAAAAAUUUGCUGUUCACUUAAGCAUAUAAAUAAGCUUGAAAUUAAUUGUAAUUUGUGGACGUCUUUUUUAUGGAAAUGUCUAAAACUACGUCGAUAUCCUGGAUAAUUGAUAUUUUCUGCAGCAAUGCAGUCGCAAUCCGAAUGUAAGCUUAAAAUAAGUAAAAUAACAGAUGUCAAAAUUGAUUUCA
Messenger RNA from Cydia strobilella, 2104 nucleotides. RefSeq names its product cytochrome P450 6a2-like. Bases 365 to 1900 code for a protein of 511 amino acids. Gene Ontology annotation, molecular function: oxidoreductase activity, acting on paired donors, with incorporation or reduction of molecular oxygen; iron ion binding; monooxygenase activity. The transcript is spliced from 2 exons. NCBI's taxonomy places the organism in Eukaryota, Metazoa, Arthropoda, Insecta, Lepidoptera, Tortricidae. The record is from RefSeq and is a predicted model, not a curated record.